UCCUUAAAGCCAAGGUGUGCCAGAGGUGAUGCACUGAUGCUGAGGAGGCAUCAACAGCUAUGGGACUGUAAUCCCCUCACAUGUAAGCACUUGCAGUGUCUGCAAAGAGASAUCGUGAGACGCUGAAGCAGAGUUUAACUGCUGUUCAGCUGGUCACCUGCCUGCUAAGGCUCAGAUUGCACAUUUCCCUAAGCACAAAACAUGAACCAGUCCCGAUGGAUUGAAUGGAGGACUCUGAAUACGAGCAAUAGUGUUAUGAACCUAACUGAGCGCCUCUCCUGCCCUCUUGGAUUUGGUCACUACAGUACAGUUGACAUCUGUAUCCUUGAGACAGUCAUUAUUGUCUUGCUAACAUUUUUAAUUAUUGCGGGUAACUUAACUGUGAUACUUGUUUUUCAUUGUGCUCCACUCCUGCACCAUUAUACCACCAGCUAUUUUAUUCAGACCACGGCCUAUGCUGAUCUUUUUGUUGGAGUCAGCUGCUUGGUUCCUACUUUGUCACUGCUCCACUACUCGACAGGUGUCCACGAGUCCUUCACAUGCAAAGUUUUUGGAUACAUCAUCUCUGUGCUCAAAAGCGURUCUAUGGCAUGCCUUGCUUGCAUCAGUGUGGAUCGCUAUCUCGCUAUAACAAAGCCUCUCUCGUAUAAUCAACUGGUCACACCUUGUCGCUUGAGAAUCUGCAUCAGUUUGAUCUGGAUAUACUCUUGCCUGAUCUUUUUGCCUUCCUUCUUUGGCUGGGGAAAACCUGGUUACCAUGGAGAUAUUUUUGAAUGGUGUGCUACCUCCUGGUUAACUAAUGCCUAUUUUACUGGCUUUAUCGUGUGCUUACUCUAUGCUCCUGCUGCCUUUGUCAUCUGUUUCACCUAUUUCCACAUCUUUAAAAUCUGCCGGCAGCACACCAAAGAGAUAAGUGAUCGGAGAGCUCGAUUUCCUAGCCAUGAAGGGGAUGCUGCUGGGGAGACUGGGCACAGCCCYGAUCGCCGCUAUGCCAUGGUUUUGUUCCGGAUAACCAGUGUGUUCUACAUGCUGUGGCUCCCUUAUAUAAUAUACUUUCUGCUGGAAAGCUCUAGGGUGUUGGAAAACCCAGCACUCUCCUUCCUAACAACAUGGCUUGCAAUAAGCAAUAGUUUCUGCAACUGUGUGAUAUAUAGCCUCUCCAACAGUGUUUUCAGGCUGGGACUGCGGAGACUGUCAGAGACGAUAUGUUCAUCUUGUAUGUGUGCAAAAGACAGGGACAUACAGGACCCUAAACCAAGGAAACGGGCUAAUUCCUGCUCCAUUUAAAGAAAACUGGUGCAUGCAAUCAAAUGCUGAGUUUUGAUAGUAUUUGUAUCUGGAGACUUGCCAGAGAGCAGUGUUUACUUGAACAGCUUGUCAUGGUGUURGAGUGAGUUUAAAAGGGAUCCUGGAAAAGGCAAAGGCAACUGUAAAAAGGGUCACUGAACUCUUGUGAAACUGUGGGGAGAGCAGUUCAAUAGACAUGAUGAAGAAAGUCAGGAAUAAAAAUCUUCCAAAGGGCAUGAAGUAACUACCACCWUAGAGAAGGUUCCUCGUAAAACAAAUUAGUUAGUCACUAUCUUACAUUUUCCCCCUYGUAGACAAGUUGUCUUUGUGUCAGAAUAUACUGUAGCCUUCAUAAAUUUUAUUAUAUAUUUAAGAGGAAGUAAUCAACACCACACUAUGCAGCUAUCCGUAAAUCAUAUACCUGAGGACUGUAGUAGAUACURCAGGUAAUAAUCAACUCUGUCUCUGCUCACAUCUUGUACAAUUUUCAGUUGUACAAAAAAUUGGCAUUGCAUAAACCCUACCCUGGGCAUGAUGCUUUGGGAGAAACUGGCACAUUUUGGUACAACUUGCACAGAAGCUCUCCCUCUCAUUUUCCCUUUUUUUCCAUGCUGUGCAUCCCUGUAUUCUGUUGUGUCCAGGUGGGUGAGUUUUAAGGGCACGUGUGAGGUAAACUGAGUUCCAAACCAUUCUUUCUGCAGAAAGCAAUAGCCCUCCCUGGCUGACUGAGUGACUGCAACUGCCCAUAUAUAAUAAUUUCUUCAGUUGUUCACUCUCUUGAUCCAGUUAAAUCAGCAAAUGGUAUUGAUGUAGUGUCCUUUAGGACMCUUUUCCUUACUGGUUCCACAGAUGCUCCUAAUGCAGGUAUGAUAAUGGCACACAUCAAUGUGCAGCACCACUUMGAAAAUUAAAACUAACCACAUCACCUUUUCUUUGGGAAUUCUAAAGAGCUUACUAUUGUAGCUGUCAGUCUGUUGUGUGAACCUCACUUGCACAUACUGUAUUUUUUUUUAAGUAAAAAUGUAAA
Molecule: messenger RNA, 2314 nt
Organism: Malurus melanocephalus (red-backed fairy wren)
Lineage: Eukaryota; Metazoa; Chordata; Aves; Passeriformes; Maluridae
Gene: GPR52
Product: G protein-coupled receptor 52
Exons: 1
Coding region: 202-1287 (361 amino acids)
Biological process (GO): G protein-coupled receptor signaling pathway
Cellular component (GO): membrane
Molecular function (GO): G protein-coupled receptor activity
Source: RefSeq, a predicted model, not a curated record